Alnus glutinosa is the source of this 1587-nucleotide messenger RNA. Its product is annotated as sugar transport protein 5-like. The record is from RefSeq and is a predicted model, not a curated record. The transcript is spliced from 3 exons. Gene Ontology annotation, molecular function: monosaccharide transmembrane transporter activity. Lineage: Eukaryota; Viridiplantae; Streptophyta; Magnoliopsida; Fagales; Betulaceae. Gene Ontology annotation, biological process: monosaccharide transmembrane transport. Gene Ontology annotation, cellular component: membrane. Bases 15 to 1385 code for a protein of 456 amino acids.
GAGGUGUAACGACAAUGGAGCCGUUUCUGAAGAAAUUCUUCCCAUCUGUUCUGGAGAAGAUGGGGGAUGCGAAGCAGAAUCAAUACUGCAUAUUCGACAGCCAAAUCCUGACAGCAUUUACAUCCUCAUUGUAUGUAUCUGGCUUGCUGUCGUCCCUCCUAGCCGGCCGUGUCACCACCGCUACAGGGCGCAAAGGCAUUUUAAUCAUUGGCGGCCUCAUCUUCUUGGUCGGCACAGCCAUUAAUGCCGCUGCUAUCAACGUCGAAAUGCUCAUUUUGGGCCGCCUCCUUCUCGGAGUUGGCAUUGGUUUCACAAAUCAGGCUGCUCCAAUAUACCUCUCAGAAAUGGCCCCGCCCAAAUGGCGCGGCGCGUUGAAUUCAGCCUUCCAAUUAUUCAUCGGCGUUGGGGUAGUAUCAGCCACAGUCGUCAACUACUUCGCGGCUCAAGUCGGAGAAAUGGGCUGGCGAAUCGCUUUGGGCUGCGCCGCCCUGCCCGCCAUAAUCAUGACGGUCGGCGCGCUGUUCAUCCCUGACACGCCGAGUAGUCUCAUUCAACGGGGCCUAGUGCAGGAAGCCCGACAGUCGCUGAGCCAAGUCCGCAGUUGCGACUCAGACACCGAAGCCGAGCUGAAUGAGCUCAUCAGCCACAGCCAAGCCAUCAAAUCCGCCGGGAGCGAGCCAUACAAGGCCAUAUUCCAAAGGCGGUACCGGCCGCACCUGGUGCUGACGGUGGCAAUCCCGUCAUUUCAGCAGCUGACGGGGAUCAACGUCGUGGCGUUCUACGCGCCCGUUCUGUUCCGCUCGAUUGGGUUCGGCAGUGACAAGGCUUUGCUCGGAGCCAUCAUACUCGGCGUGGUGAAUUUAUCUUCUACGCUUGUCUCUACUUUUGCCGUCGAUAGGUUUGGACGCAGAUUCUUGUUCUUGGAAGCUGGGGUCCAGAUGUUUCUUUGUCAGGUAGCUUUGGCAUGGGUACUGGGAGUGGAGCUAGGGACUGCAGGAACCAACUCAUUUUCAAAGGGCUCAGCCCUUGCGGUACUACUCCUAAUGUGUUGCCUCUCCGCCGCAUUUGGGUGGUCGUGGGGCCCGCUAACGUGGCUGGUGCCGAGCGAAAUCUUACCAUUGGAAGUCCGGCCGGUGGGGCAAGGGAUAUCCAUUGCCUGCAAUUUUGUGCUGACGUUCAUUCUGGCUCAGGUAUUCUUGACCAUCUUAUGUCAAUUGAAAUUUGGCGUCUUCUUAUUCUACGCUGCGUGGGUCCUCCUUAUGACCAUUUUCGUGGCGCUCUUCGUACCGGAGACCAAGGGGAUUCGUUUGGAUACCAUGGAUGCAAUCUGGCAUAAUCAUUGGUUUUGGCAUCGAUUCGUCGGAUUUGAAAAGAUCCGCCCAUGAAUUGCUUUGUUUCAACUGUACGUUGUAACACUUUCCUUUUUUGUAUUCCUAAUUUGAUCAUAGGUGUCAUCUGUACACAAAAUUCAUUGCUUCAUUAGACUAUCUAUUUUUUACUUCCUGUAUCAGUGGGUUAAAUCCCGGAUUAUCUUCUUCUUAAGGUGUAAAUUAUAUAUAUAUACACGUCUCUUUGUUUUUGUUAAUU